This is a messenger RNA of Melopsittacus undulatus (budgerigar), 1784 nucleotides long. It is a transcript of the gene POLR3GL, whose product is annotated as RNA polymerase III subunit GL. The coding region runs from base 34 to 684 and encodes 216 amino acids. NCBI's taxonomy places the organism in Eukaryota, Metazoa, Chordata, Aves, Psittaciformes, Psittaculidae. The record is from RefSeq and is a predicted model, not a curated record. Gene Ontology annotation, biological process: transcription by RNA polymerase III. The transcript has 8 exons. Gene Ontology annotation, cellular component: RNA polymerase III complex.
GCAUGCGCGGGCCCCCCCCGCCCCCCCCCAGCCAUGGCGAGCCGGGGCCGCGGCCGGGGCCGGGGGCAGAUGACGUUCAACGUGGAGGCCGUGGGCAUCGGGAAGGGGGAGGCGCUGCCCCCCCCCACGCUCCAGCCCUCCCCGCUCUUCCCGCCCCUGGAGCAUCGUGCGGUCCCAUUGCCGGGGGGCGAGGAGGGCGAGUACAUGUUAGCGCUGAAGCAGGAGCUGAGGGGGGCCAUGAGGAACCUCCCCUACUUCAUAAAGCCGGGGGCACCCCGGAGAGAUAUAGAGCGUUACUCAGACAAGUACCAGAUCUCCAGCCCCGUUGACAGCGCCAUUGACUGGAACCCAGAUUGGAGGCGGCUGCCGCGGGAACUGAAGAUCCGGGUGCGACGGCUACGGAAGAACCGAGCCACCAUCCUCGUUCCCAAGUGCAAGCAGCGCGUGGCGCUCGACAAGGAGGAGACCAUAAAGAAGCUGGAGAGUCUGGAGAAGAAGGAGGAGGAGGUGACAUCGGAGGAGGAAGAGGAAAAGGAAGAGGAGGAGGAAGGGAAGGAGGAGGAGGAAGAGGAGUACGAUGAGGAAGAGCAUGAAGAGGAGACCGAUUACAUCAUGUCCUACUUCGAUAAUGGGGAGGACUUUGGUGCUGACAGCGAUGACAACAUGGAUGAGGCUGUCUACUGACCCCCCCCGACAUUGGGGUGUCCUCUGUCACCCCCCCAGGACAUUGGGGUGUCCUCUGUCACCCUGCCAGGACAUUGGGGUGUCUUCUGUCACCCCCCCAGGACAUUGGGGUGUCCUCUGUCACCUCCUCUGGACAUUGGGGUGUCCUCUGUCACCCCCCCAGGACAUUGGGGUGUCCUCUGUCACCUCCUCCGGACAUUGGGGUAUCCUCUGUCACCCCCCCCGGACAUUGGGGUGUCCUCUGUCACCCCCCAGGACAUUGGGGUGUCCUCUGUCACCUCCUCUGGACAUUGGGGUGUCCUCUGUCACCCCCCCAGGACAUUGGGGUGUCCUCUAUCACCCCCCCCAGGACAUUGGGGUGUCCUCUGUCACCUCCUCCGGACAUUGGGGUAUCCUCUGUCACCCCCCCCGGACAUUGGGGUGUCCUCUGUCACCCCCCAGGACAUUGGGGUGUCCUCUGUCACCUCCUCUGGACAUUGGGGUGUCCUCUGUCACCCCCCCAGGACAUUGGGGUAUCCUCUGUCACCUCCUCUGGACAUUGGGGUGUCCUAUGUCCCCCCCCCCCAGGACAUUGGGGUGUCCUCUGUCACCCCCCAGGACAUUGGGGUAUCCUCUGUCACCCCCCCAGGACAUUGGGGUGUCCUCUAUCACCCCCCCCAGGACAUUGGGGUGUCCUCUGUCACCUCCUCCGGACAUUGGGGUCUCUUCUGUCACCCUCCCAGACAUUGGGGUGUCUUCUGUCACACCCCCCAGGACAUUGGGGUGUCCUUUGUCACCCCCCAGGACAUUGGGGUGUCCUCUGUCACCCCCCAGGACAUUGGGGUGUCCUCUAUCACCCUUCCCAUCACCACCACCUUCAGCCGCCAGGGGGCACUCGUGCCCCAGGGAUAGAGGGGGGGGGCACACCCCGGUGGUGGCAGCUCAUGGGGUUCCCCCAUUGCCCCCAACUUGGGAGGGGGGAUCCCGAUCCCCUGCAGCCCCCCCGGCCUUGUUCCCAGGCUGGGGGCGGUGGGAUUGUCCCUUUGGGAUGUGGCUUUACAGAUGGGGGGGGUCUCAUAAAGUGUCGUGUCCCCCCCGUGUUGUGUUCUCCCCCCCCCCCC